Talaromyces marneffei is the source of this 2136-nucleotide messenger RNA. RefSeq lists its product as uncharacterized. The record is from RefSeq and is a predicted model, not a curated record. The coding region runs from base 1 to 2136 and encodes 711 amino acids. NCBI's taxonomy places the organism in Eukaryota, Fungi, Ascomycota, Eurotiomycetes, Eurotiales, Trichocomaceae. The transcript is spliced from 2 exons.
AUGUUCAAGAAGUUUGUCUCUGCGGUUGCAGAUGCAAUCGCUGAUAUCGACGCCAAUCGGAAACCCCAGUAUCCACAGGGCACUCAAAAUCCAUUCUCUCCUAAGUCAGGACCGCAAUCAGGCUACCCUAGAUCACCCUACUCAGGAGCUGGCAUUCAACAAAAUACAUACCAAGGAUACAAUGCACCGGCUGCCGGGCUCGAAUGUAUCGGCUUACGGCCCGUAUUGACAAAAUACCAUGAAUUCUUCGCCCUCAAAGCAGCACCAAACUUUUCAGUUUGCCAUGAUUGCUAUCGGACACAUAUCCAACCAAACCACGAUUUCAUAUAUGAGUUUGAGCCGCACCAUAGCAAUAGCCCGGAAGAGGCCUUUGCUUGUGACCUUGUCAUCCCGGCUAUCAGGUCGAUCUUUUUCCAACAAUGCGUCCCAAGGAGAAUUACAAAACCACUUAUAGACUUUUCAAAACUAUGUGAGACUCUCACGCCUUGCGAUGGAUCUGCUAUCUCUACACGCGGAAGACCGUACUGGCAAGCCCGAAGGAACAAGAUGGAGAACUUCGUGUCUUGCGAGACAUGUUUCGAGCUUUACUUUAAGCAUACAACCUUCGAACAUGAGUUUGAGAAAGUGCAAGACGGAACCCUUGGAGGGAUUCAGCAGUGGACAUGCGAUAUGGCAAAGCCAUAUUUCAUUCGCCUUGCUACCGUCAAACUGGGAAAGCAACCCCCGAACUUCUCGGAAUUCGCAGAUGAGGUUAAUACCAGGAUUUCAAUACCUCCAUGUCCUGGACCAAAUAAACCAAUAGUCGAUUUCACGCCUAAAUUACUCAAUGUUGUGAUGACUGGCGCGAAUGGAAACGCCGGAAACAUUUGCUUGUCGUGCUUCUCCGAUUUUCUGGCUGAAACACCAUUAGAAGCAACCGCCUUUGCCGGUGCGAGAUUAGCAUCUGACCAACUCGGAAAGGUGACCUGUGAUUUGGCCCACGGAUACUCUCAAAUGGCAAUGAUACAUGCCGUACAACAACGGAGCGUUCAGAUAUGGCUAGAUGCAGUAAAAAUGGGAAGUAAAGCAGAGCAAUGUGCUGGCAAGAAGGGCAUGGAUGAAGCGGAAGUGGUUCGAGAUAGAAGACUGAAAGGCGAUGUGAUUCAAUGGUAUCAGCUGAAUAGUUCGUCGGCAGUCGAAAUAUGUCCAUUCUGUUAUUGGACAAAGGCCAACAUGCUCGGUGCCGGGCAUAUGUUCUCGCCCAUCACACGACUACCGUCACCGGGCCAUGUGCAUAUCUGUUUUAUGAUGGGAUCGGAUACUCCUGAAACAACCUCAACGAAUAGCCCGGAUAACUUUGCGGAUAGUGUUGCCUGGCGUGGGCGAAUCAUGUUCAAUGCUUUACGUCCCGGAUAUGAAGCCGGAGACUGGAACGCCCUCGCCUCAGCUGGCCGGAUGCUAGCUGCCAAUUCUCUGCCGUGUGGCGGCAACGUUCGUGGAUUCUCUCGAGGAAGUGGCAGGCGUUGGUACGGCCGCGUGAACCAAUCCUACGGAAACCAGAGUGACUGCACAAUAAUAUUCUGCGAGGAAUGCUAUAUGCGUUCCGUGAGCGGCAAACCUCACGCCAACAUCUUUAGUCAAGACAUGACAAACUAUGCAUUCACUACUGUCGGACCCAAUGGCCGGGUAUACUGCAACACAUAUACGAAUCGUGCCAGGGGAAUGGUACGCCAAUGUGCCGAGACCGGUGAUCUAUUCUCGUUCACUCGAUGGUGGAACAUGCGUGAAGAACUUCGCAAAAAGAAAGAUUCUUGGAAGCCUAUUAUUGAAAUGCAGCUGCAGAAGCAGAAGCUUGCCGAUGCCCAAAAAUCGGCACAGUUACGUGUCAAGCUCAAUGCGCAACGAAAUGCCCUGACGAGGAUGGCAGCCGCUGGAAUCGUGGAACUUGCGGGAGGGGAUAGGGGUUGGAGACAUGGAAAUUCUCAGGUUGGAUACGGACAUUGGACCGCAGGGGCAGCAGAAGCGCAUAUGGAUUGGAAAAGAGCAAACAAUAUGCCUUCGGGUCUCGGAGGAAAUUCCAUCAACUCCGUUAUGGAUACUCAGGCAAUACUUAUGCAGGCUCGCCAGGAUGAGCUCAAUUUUGCUGCUGUUGAGUAG